CCCAAUUUGGCCUAUUAAACAUCGUUCUUUUUUUCCAAGAAGAGAGAACAUUACACACAGAGAUCAUGUCUUCUUCCCACUGCAUUGCGAUAGCUCUAUUCUGCAUUGCAUUCUUGCUGGGAGGAAUAUCAGUAUCCCAUGCCCAGCUUUCCUCAACAUUUUAUGACCAAACAUGUCCAAACGUGACGAACAUCACACGUGGUGUCAUCCAGAAUGCGUUAGUGAGCGAUCCCAGAAUCGGUGCCAGCCUUAUUAGGCUUCAUUUCCAUGACUGCUUUGUCAAUGGUUGUGAUGGAUCAAUUUUACUGAACAACAGUGACACCAUAGACAGCGAAAAAGAAGCUGCCCGAAAUAAUAACUCCGUCAGGGGCUUUGGCGUUGUUGAUGAUAUAAAGGCUGCGUUGGAAAGCGCUUGUCCCCGCACAGUUUCCUGCGCUGAUAUUCUCGCCAUUGCAGCUGAAGAAUCAGUUUCAUUGGCAAAUGGUACCUCGUGGACAGUUUUACUGGGAAGAAGGGACGGCACAACAGCCAACAGUACUGGUGCUGAUAUUUCCCUUCCAAGCGCCGUCGAUACCCUUGACACUCUUAAAUCUAUCUUCUCAGCCGUGGGGCUGAACACCACCGAUCUGGUUUCCCUCUCAGGCGCUCACACGUUUGGACGCGCACAGUGUCCGACUUUCAGUGACCGAUUGUACAAUUUCAGCAACACAGGUAAUCCUGAUCCAACCCUGAACACAACCUACUUGGGAACUCUGCAAGGAAUAUGCCCCCAGAAUGGAACUGAGACUGGCUUGGCAAACCUCGACCUCACAACAGCCGAUACUUUUGAUAACAAUUACUUCUCCAAUCUUCAAGUUGGGAACGGAUUACUGCAGACCGAUCAAGAGCUGUUCUCAACGCCAGGAGCGGACACCAUUCCAAUUGUCAACAACUUUAGUAGUGACAAGGAUGCUUUCUUUGCCAGCUUCGGGGAGUCGAUGAUUAAAAUGGGGAAUAUCGGUGUGUUAACGGGGUCGCAAGGAGAAAUUAGAUUGAACUGCGCCUUAGUGAAUGCAAACUCUUCUGGAUCAGAAAGCUAUUUACAUAGCUCAAUUGAAACCAGAGAUAAUGCCGAGUACAAAUAUGCCAUAUAAAAUUACUAGCUUGUUUUAAUAAAUGGUAAUGAUCAUGAUAAAUAUGUUAACAAGACAAUACAUUAAUAAGUGUUGGGAUCGUUAUUAGCAUAUAUAUGUUGUCAUGGUCUGAUCAUGUUUUGAUCAGAUCAAGUACUCAUGGCUGGAAACAUCUUGUAUAGAAGGAUUUCAUGGUUAUGAAUAAAGAUUUGUGUUUUGGCCUUUUAA
Messenger RNA from Juglans microcarpa x Juglans regia, 1340 nucleotides. RefSeq names its product peroxidase A2-like. Gene Ontology annotation, biological process: hydrogen peroxide catabolic process; response to oxidative stress. Gene Ontology annotation, molecular function: heme binding; peroxidase activity. The transcript has 4 exons. Lineage: Eukaryota; Viridiplantae; Streptophyta; Magnoliopsida; Fagales; Juglandaceae. The record is from RefSeq and is a predicted model, not a curated record. The coding region runs from base 66 to 1133 and encodes 355 amino acids.